GACCCUCGCACGCCGAGCCUGCUCGUCCAAUCUGAAUAAGUGGGAGGAGCGCGUCCGCCCACAAAAGCCCGAAUAACCCCUAAAAAAUCAAUUCAGCUCGAAUUAAAGGGAAUUCGCUACAAAUACAAACAGCAGGGACGGCCGGUGUUCGAUGCGCCACGGACGGCGACGAGGCGUCCCGGUGUCGUGUGUCGGGGGGAGCAGCGGCGGUGACAGGCAGCAGCAGCGAGGAGGGUGUUGUCCUGAUGCUUAAAUGGAAGUGGGUGGGCCUCCAUGGUCACACACUGCCAACUCCUCCGAGGAUAUCACUCUGACAAGCACAAAUUAGCUCUUUUAUGGACUGCCUGCUCGGGAAAAGGGACGCAGGAACGAGCUACGAGGCGUCCGUGGGAGCGGGGACGAUCACCGCACUCCCCGUUGUCUCCGUUAUUUUUCAGGCAGGUCGAGUGUAAACGCGCUUGGCACCGCCCUUCCUGGCUGGUGGGUGGUUUCGUCAAACGGGCAGAUCCGCUACGGCCCAGAGCUGAACGUAUAGGCCGUCCUCCGCCUCUGUACCCGGCCGGCCUUCCACCGCGAACUACACCCUCUCCCUCCCGGUAUAUUAAUGCGUUAUGAGCGACUCAAAGAAGGAAUCAGCUGGAACUGAAGGAGGGAAAGCAUCUAAACGGGCUAAAAGUUCUGGAUCACAGGAUUCCUCUCAGCCCUCACCGCUGGCGCUGCUCGCAGCCACCUGCAGUAAGAUCGGAGGGCAGGGGGGAGCAGAAGGGGCCCAGGCAGGAGCCCAGCAGAUCCAGGUCCAGGCUGGUCAGAUCCAACUACAAGCAGGUCAGAUAGUGGUGGACGCAGCUGGGGGUCAGGCCCUGGUGCCCCAGCAACUGGAACUGGUCCCAGCUCAGUUCGCAGGUAACAGCUGGCAGGUCAUCACGGCAGCUCCAGCGAUGGCCAAGGAGAACACGAGUCAACCUGUUGCUGUGACAGUGGCCACCACGCUGGUCAACGACAGCUCACCUGCGGGGCGCAAGGUGAAGGCAGCAGGUGGGACGAACAGCGUAGCAACCAGUCAGCCGCAGCAGCAGUUCCAGAUCAUUCAGGUUCAGAACCUGCCCAGUGCUGGAGGCGGAGUCCAGUAUCAGGUCAUCCCUCACCUGCAAACUGCAGAUGGACAGCAGAUCCAUAUCAGCCCCCAGCCGGCUUCUAUCGGGUCUCUACCUGAGCAGGUUCAGCUCAUCCAGACCCCAAACUCAGGCCAAACCCAGGCUAUCAUCCACCCGGCCAACCAGCAGGCUAUCCUACCAAGCACAGCCAAUCAGACGGUCCCACUCCAGAUACGUCCUGCACAGUCUUUCCCACUUCAGCUGCAGACGCUGCAAGGCUCCCAGACUCCUGUUAUGACCACGGUCCCCAUAAACCUUGGUGGCAUGACCCUGGCUUUGCCCGUGAUCAAUAAUGUUGGAGGGGGCGGGGCUGUGCAGCUCAUCCAAUCAGCAGAUGGCACCUUCUCUGUUGCUAAUGGAAGCCAGAUGGUGACAACAGCCAUGUCUGGUGGAGCUCCUGCUGCAGCUGGAUCCGCACCAACUCCAACCGAAGGUGACGGCGUUCCUGAUGGGAGUCAGGUGGUUUCUGCUGGACCCGAGGACGCAUCAGUUGAAACCAAAGUGCAGAGCAGCGAAGCUGACUCUCAAAGCCAGAACCAAGCCAACGGACUCCAGAACCAGUCAGAAACACAAGGAGCCAUCCAGCAGGUGAUUGUUGGCCAGGUGGGACACCAGCUGGUGCAGCAGAUCCAGCUGCAGCCUCAGGCUCAGAGUCAGGGUCAGAUACAGGGACAGCAGCAACCUCAACACAUUCAGACCCUCCAGCUGGCUCCGGGACAAACCCUGCAGCCCAUCCAGGCUUUCCAGAAUCCAGCCCAGGUUCUCAUUCGUGCUCCGACCCUGUCAACUUCAGGGCAGAUCACCUGGCAGACGCUGCAACUUCCCGGAGGAGUGUCCCUGCAGGGUGGCCUGGGUACAGCUGUGCCACAGCAGCUGACUCUGGCCCCGGUGGCUGGUGGGACGGCAGUCGGUGGUGGAGGGCUGGUUUCCCUCGGUGGAGCCCCAUUAACACUGAGCACAGCCCAGAUCAACCCAGGCUCAGGUGUGCAGACAGUCAGCAUCGCAGGACUGGGCACAGCUGGAGUCCAGGUGCAGGGUGUACCUCUCACCAUCACUGGUCUGCAGGGUCAACCACAGGGUCAGGAUGGGGUCAAGGUUCAGUCCUCUCCUUUGACCGUGACUGUCGGCAACAUGGCUUCAAGUUCAGCCAUGAGUCCGGACCAGCUGGGCUCCGUUCAGAGUUCUUCAGACCAAGAGGGCCCGCCCGGCAAGAGGCUGAGACGCGUCGCCUGCUCCUGUCCAAACUGCAGGGACGGCGAGGGAAAGAACAGCGGAGACCCCACAAAGAAAAAGCAACACGUCUGCCACAUGGAGGGCUGCGGGAAGGUGUACGGUAAGACCUCCCACCUGAGGGCCCACCUGCGCUGGCACACCGGCGAGAGGCCGUUCAUCUGUAACUGGAUCUUCUGCGGGAAGAGGUUCACCCGGAGCGACGAGCUGCAGAGACACCGGAGAACACACACGGGAGAAAAGCGCUUUGAGUGUCCCGAAUGCUCCAAGCGCUUCAUGCGCAGCGACCACCUCUCAAAACACAUCAAGACUCAUCAGAACAAGAAGAGCGGCGCUGCCGUGGCGAUCAUCACCUCAGACGACAUAGAGGGAGAGGUCCCCGAAGGUCUGUCGGACUCCCCUCAGAUCGUCUCCAUGGGAACCCUCACGCGGGACUCCGACCCCGCCACACCCGCCACCUCCAAUCACCUGGAGGAAGGUGAAGAGGAGGAGUUUGAAUAAGCCAAUCAAAGGCCAGCUUCCUGUUUUUGGGAGGUUUAGCGAGAACUGCAAGGGUUAAAUUUAUUUUUAUUCAUUCACAUACAUUUUUUUAAUUGUUCGUUCCUGAAAGACUCCAAGGAAGGCAUUUAUAGAGCGUCGGACCACUUCACACUACAGGCCACACACACGGAAAUCAGAGGCUACACGAGGUUCAGCGUCUCGCCCAAAAGCACGUCAACGGGUGAUGGGGAAGCAGGAACUGAACCACCAACCUUCCAGCUGCCAGGCGACUGCUCCACCCGCUGAGCCACAGCCGAGGAGACUGAAAACCUACAGAUGAGGAGGAAACUAACAAGCAUCAUGAAUUUAGACUGUAUGAAAAUAUUAUUUGGCAUUUAUAAAGUCGGUUUAGGAAAUUCCACGUGCAGCGGAGAAAGGAAUGUUAGAUAAGCACAAGACCAGAGAGCCGGUGAAUCGGAAACCCUUCGACGACGAGAAGCAGUUUUCUUAACAGAAUCAAACUCUAUGCACAAAGAAAGUUGUUUUUCAUACCUGUCAGACAGUGCUGAGGUCAAUCAUGGUACAGAGGGGCUGUGGAGCAGCUGGGACAGCGUGUGUGUGUGUGUGUGUGUGUGUGACCCGCAUGAAUGAGUGUGUGUUUGUCAUUCACACGCUGUCCCUCAGAGGAGCUACCUAAUGUUUUAUUUAUGGUUGAGGUUCAGUCCUCAGAUCAGAUUCAGGUGUUGAUUUGUUUGAUUAGUCAACAAAUAAAGCUAUUCUUGAUUGAAAUGGGGGAUAAAUCCUAAAAGGAAGAGUAGAGCAGGAAAAAAGCACAUAUAGAAAGUUUUAUGAAUAAUGCAUUCCUAUUGCGGCACAGUGGCCAUUUGAAAAUAAAAAAAAAGGUUUCUAUCGAGAGAAAAGAAAACAAUCUAGCUUUCUACAACGUGGUUUGUGUAGUGAAAGCAAUACUUUAACGACAAUCCUAGUGGAACCAUGUUUACAUCGUCAGGGGAAGUUUUCUUAGUUAAUGAAACAAGCGUGUUGUUUUCCUGGGAUCAGAGGGGGGGUGCUGUCUGAGCAGUACGGGUUUGGCUAGAUAGCAGCACAGGCUGCUUGUGCUCUAGUGACCUUUGACCUUUAACCUGACCAGAGCACGAGCAGCCAGGGGAAUAACGGUGAGGCCCUCUGCGGGUUAGCUUUGUGGAUAUAAUAUUUUCUGGUGGUGUUGCUCUGUGUUAGUUAAGUGCGUACGUUCUCUUUAAACAGAAUUCUUUUGAAUCCAUCCCCCUUAAACCCGCUUGUGUUAACACACAGGUCCCCGCUGUGUACAGUUAAUUUAUUAUUUAUCCUUCGUUUGUAAAAUUGCCUUUUUGCUGGACUUGUAUUUGUGUGCGUUGGUUCUGGUGUACAGCAUGUUUCAGUUCUUUGCCGUUAGACGUCGCUGCUUCUUGAAAUCAUUAUUAAACCCAACAGUUUGAUUUUUCUUUUUUCUGCGCCAUAAUGUGUUUUUGGGAGAAAAAAUAAAGAAGACGAAAGCAAAAAUUAAAAGAAAAAGUGUUGCUAUUGUCUAAAACCUUGAGAGGUUGAUACCAAACAAAUUUAAAUGUUUUUAAAUCUAUUUGUGUGACGACUAACUUUGUCUUUUUUUCUAUUUUGUAGUGACAUCUCAUUUGUAAAUCCUUUUCUAAAGAUGUUUGCUCGUCUCCAUGACAUUUGAUAAUGGGUUUUUUGCCAGGCUAGCCUUAAAGGCUCCAGUUUAUGGAUAUUUUUAAAACCAGUUUGUACAAAUAUGUUCUGUCAAUUAAAAAAAAAAGACUUCAAGCCGAAAAGAUGCUUCACCUGCUUAACAUUUCACAAUAAAGUGAGUCUUACAUUUC
Molecule: messenger RNA, 4741 nt
Organism: Nothobranchius furzeri (turquoise killifish)
Lineage: Eukaryota; Metazoa; Chordata; Actinopteri; Cyprinodontiformes; Nothobranchiidae
Gene: sp4
Product: sp4 transcription factor
Biological process (GO): regulation of transcription by RNA polymerase II
Molecular function (GO): RNA polymerase II cis-regulatory region sequence-specific DNA binding; DNA-binding transcription factor activity, RNA polymerase II-specific
Source: RefSeq, a predicted model, not a curated record